This is a messenger RNA of Klebsormidium nitens, 2220 nucleotides long. The record is from the annotation of a GenBank genome assembly. Lineage: Eukaryota; Viridiplantae; Streptophyta; Klebsormidiophyceae; Klebsormidiales; Klebsormidiaceae.
GCUAGCGUUUCGAGGUGGCCAUCGAGCAUGCGAUCUGCGCGUACAUAAAAUCAGACGGCCAUCGGACAAGAAUUGCUCGAGGCAGACGACAGGGAGGCCCAUUCUGGCAGCUCCGCCGGCGAAGCAGGGACGGGCAAAAGUCACUUGCAGGGCCGGAGUGUUUCGCCUGUGCAGGGCCCGCGCGUCAUGGCUGUGGUGUCCAGGGCCUCUUCGGUAGGUAGCCUCGCAGGGUUCGGUGCGGGGGCUGCUGAUCUUGCUGCCCCUUCUGCUCCCUUCCCUCUGCACAGCGGGCUGCGUCAAUUGCCGCUGCUCUCUGUUGCCCCGGUGCGGCGGCCGCAGGUGCCGCGGCUGCUGUGCCCUCAGAGCAGUGCGGCUCCUGUGUCUGACACCCUAGCCGCAGAGGCCGCGCACGAGCUGGCGCGAGAUGAGGCGCAGAGCGCGAGCGGCAGCCGGCAAGCGGAGGAGGUGAUUGCCAAGGAGAAGGCGCUGUUCGUGGGCACAUAUGCGCGCGCGCCGGUGGUGUUUGCGCGCGGCUACGGCAGCACGCUGGUGGACCUGGCGGGGCGCGAAUACCUGGACAUGGCCGCGGGCAUCGCGGUAAAUGCACUGGGGCACAGCGACCCGGCGUGGCUGGCGGCGGUGACAACGCAGGCGGGCCUGCUGACGCACGUGAGCAACCUGUACCACAGCGUGCCGCAGGUGCAGCUCGCGGAGACGCUGGUGCGCCACAGCUUUGCAGACCGCGUGUUCUUGGCCAACAGCGGGACGGAGGCCAACGAGGCGGCCAUCAAGUUUGCGCGCAAGUACGCGCGCGGCGUCGCCAAGGAGGAGGGCCCCAAGCGCUGGCUGCGCUUGACGGAGCUGGAGCCGGCCACGCACUUUGUGAGCUUCAGCAACAGCUUCCACGGGCGCACCAUGGGCGCGCUCGCGCUGACCAGCAAGAAGCACUACCGCACCCCGUUUGAGCCGGUCAUGCCCGGCGUGGACUUUGUCAAGUACGGGGACCUGGCCGCCGCGGGGGCUGCCAUCCGCAAGGGCCACACGGCGGCUGUGUUUGUGGAGCCAGUGCAGGGGGAGGGCGGCGUCAACACGGCCACCGCAGAGUUCCUACGCGGCCUGCGCAAGCUGUGCGACGACGCCAACGCUCUGCUCGUGUUUGAUGAGAUCCAGUGUGGCCUGGGCCGCACGGGGCGCCUGUUUGCGCACGAGGCCUACGGCGUGGAGCCGGACAUGAUGACCCUAGCCAAGCCGCUGGCGGGGGGCCUGCCCAUUGGCGCAGUGCUGCUCAAGCAGAAGGUGGCGGACGCAAUGAAGCCGGGCGACCACGGCAGCACGUUUGCUGGGGGCCCCCUCGUGUGUGCGGCCGCGCUGGCGGUGCUGGAGCGCAUCCUCGAGCCGGGCUUCCUGCAGAACGUGGCUGCCAAGGGGGAGCGCCUGCGCGCCGCGCUGCGCAGCCGGCUGGGGGACAACCCGCACGUGAAGGAGGUGCGCGGCGCGGGGCUGCUGGUGGGCGUGCAGCUCGACGUGGCCGCGGGGCCGCUCGUGAGCGCGUGCCUGGACGCAGGCCUGCUGGUCAUCACGGCGGGGGCGGGCGACGUCGUGCGAUUAGCGCCGCCGCUGGUGAUCACCAACGAGGAGCUGGACCGCGCAGUGGACAUCCUGGUCAAGUGCUUCCCCGUGCUGGACUAGCGGCCAGAGCGCGCGCAGGGCACCACCGAGCAAGAACAUAGAGAAGGCUGGCAGCGGACGAAGAAGGGCAGCGACUCGACGCAGCUCGCAAUGUAUUUGGAUCUUGUGCAAGAUCAGUGCCGUCUAUGCUGGUGGAGUUUGCGCAAGCUGGAAGCCUUCUACCUUGGCAUCCCGAACGCAGUAGGCCAUUGGGUAAUCUGGCGAACGCUUGGACAGACAACCAGGCUAAACUAUAGGCAAGCAGCUCGACUGACUAAACCACCAGGUAUCAUUCCAUUGCUCUCGGAUCGCCGUUAGCUUUUCGUUCUCCUAGCUCGAAUCAGCACACACAGAACCGGGAUGAAGUACGCUUAGUGCAGCCCAUUUGCUGAAACAAGUUGCUCAUGCAGGUCCUGGGACACAAAUUGCAAUUCUGGAUUCGUAUAUAGUUUAUGGUAUCACGUGCACGAUAUCCGCGUGCAAAAUCUUAAAUUCGUUUCACAUCGUCGGCAACAUGGUCUUCCUGACCAUGCUGACGGAUGAAAGUUGCCG